AUGGUUAUGACCUGUGUGCCAGCUGCUAUUGCUACAUUUGUCGAAGUUGCAGGAACAGUGACCAGCGUUGAUGCUAUUCAAGGUACAACUCUCAAUGCUGAUGUAUGCUUUCGGGCAGACACCGGAUACAACAGCUGCUUGACCUUCAAUAUGAAAUCACCAAAUGGAAAAAGUUCUUGUUCUUCAGAUGGUGUCUGGUGUUUUAAGGUGGUCUCUUUUAACACAGGAAGUAUUGAUUAUUCAAUCAUGUUUGCGAACCGAGAAUCUACCGUACAAUCAUCAGUUGAUCCCAAUUUUUCUUGUAUAAAUGAUUUAGGAUUGGCAACUCAAUGUAAUUGGGAGAUUUUUAAUCACGGAUUUGACAUGUAA
This is a messenger RNA of Funneliformis mosseae, 369 nucleotides long. Lineage: Eukaryota; Fungi; Glomeromycota; Glomeromycetes; Glomerales; Glomeraceae. The record is from the annotation of a GenBank genome assembly.